This is a messenger RNA of Solea solea (common sole), 2045 nucleotides long. RefSeq names its product homeobox protein OTX2-like. The record is from RefSeq and is a predicted model, not a curated record. Gene Ontology annotation, cellular component: nucleus. NCBI's taxonomy places the organism in Eukaryota, Metazoa, Chordata, Actinopteri, Pleuronectiformes, Soleidae. The coding region runs from base 292 to 1182 and encodes 296 amino acids. Gene Ontology annotation, molecular function: DNA-binding transcription factor activity, RNA polymerase II-specific; RNA polymerase II cis-regulatory region sequence-specific DNA binding. The transcript has 3 exons. Gene Ontology annotation, biological process: regulation of transcription by RNA polymerase II; multicellular organism development.
GGGUCUCCACUCGCCUUUAAGAGCCGCGCGAGCCCGUGGACGCCCACUUCUCAUGUGAACGCAUCAGCGUGCGUAAAAGGCUGCGCGUAAAAUCCAGCGGACGCAUAAGUAAAAAAAAAAGACAAAGUCUGAAACUUUACAUCCUUUUUCCUCCUGUGUUGUUGUGUUUCCUGCUCCAGGUUGAUUUUGAUCAUCUUUAUUGAGGUGAAACACCAGGAGGAGACGCUAAAGGAUUAAACCACCGAAUUUUCUGCCCGAUUUUUUUCGCUUGCUUCUCUCACGGCCGCCAGCAUGAUGUCCUAUCUGAAGCAGCCGCCGUACACGGUGAACGGACUGAGUUUAUCUACCUCAGGAGUGGAUCUGGUGCAUCCUUCAAUGGGAUACCAAGGAACCCCUCGCAAGCAGAGGAGAGAGAGAACCACAUUCACUCGGGCUCAGCUCGACGUGCUGGAGAAUCUGUUCGGCAAGACUCGGUACCCUGACAUCUUCAUGAGAGAGGAGGUGGCCUUAAAGAUCAAUCUGCCCGAGUCCAGAGUGCAGGUUUGGUUCAAAAACCGGCGGGCCAAGCAUCGCCAGCAGGCCCAGCAGACUCAGAGUGGAGCGCAGAGCAAACCUGUGAACAGGCCGGUGAAAAAGAAAUGCUCUCCGCUCAGAGAAGCCAGCUCAGAGAGCGGAGCCAGCGGCCAGUUCACGCCGCCCUCGAGCACCUCACUCCCGGCCGUGAGCAGCAGCGCAGCGCCGGUGUCCAUUUGGAGUCCGGCCUCCAUCUCCCCGCUCUCUGACCCCCUCUCUUCCAUCUCCUCCACUUCCUCCUCCUCCUCCUGCAUGCAGCGCUCUUACCCCUUGACCUACACCCAGGCGUCCGGCUACAGCCAAGGCUACACGGGCUCCUCUUCCUACUUUACCGGGAUGGACUGCGGCUCAUACCUCUCGCCUAUGCACCACCAGCUCUCCGCCGCGGGCGCCGCCAUGAGCCCCAUGGGCAGCAGCGGGGUGUCCAGCCACCUGAGCCCGGCGUCCUCGCUCUCCUCAUCGGCGUACGGAGCAGCAGGGCUCGGCUUCAGCGGCGCCGCAGACUGUCUGGACUAUAAAGACCAAACAGCCUCUUCAUGGAAGUUCAAUUUCAACACAGACUGUUUGGAUUACAAAGACCAGGCGGCUUGGAAAUUUCAAGUGUUGUGAGAGGGGGCGAACAAAUACAUAAAGGAACAUUUCCACAAACUGCACACAUGCGAGGGGGAAGCCAGCAAGUGUGGCGUUUGUCGUCGUUCCCCCGCGUCACAGGCCCUCACUUCUACCUCGGGCUGACAGCCGGUUGUCUCACUCGUUGGGUGAAUUACUUAUUGAACAUUCAGAGUGAAUUCUCCCCAACUUUGAUCAAGGACAUGGAACAAAUGUGUUCACCAAAACAAAGGAGGAAAAAAAGGAGCAAGAGAGCGAAAGAUCCAAGUGGGCUGAGUUUGUGAGGAAUAGGUCAGGUUUCUUCUAUAAGCUCCUUAAAGGCUCCCCUCUCUUGUCUUUUUAAGUUUUUGUUGGCACAUGAUGAUGGGCCUCUGUGAUCAAAGGGUGUGUGUGUGUGUGUGAGAGAGAGAGAGAGAAAGAAAGAGAGAGAGCUCUGACAUGAACCUGGAUGCACUAUUUAAUUUAUGAGAACUAUGUUUAAGACUAGUUAUAAGAGACAAUCAGUCCGUUUGCGUGUGCUCAUAAACGUCUCCGUGUGUGUUAUGAAUUGUUCAUUUCCCCCUUGUGUUAGUAUUUUGAUUUCUAAAUAAAUUGUGAUUAUUUGUACUACACCUGUAUGCAACCUUGCUGUUCGCAUACACAGAUCCAGCUGUGAAUUUGAUCUCCCGUCAUUUUUAUCUCCAUAUGUUAGUCUAAAUGAUAAAUUAUUAUGAUGAGAACGUGUUAUAGUUGAGUGGAAUAGGACGUGCAGGGUAAAUGAAGCCAACAGCUGCAGGUAUACAUGGGUCCAUGUGAGCUGUACAAUGCAGUGAAAAGGCCACAGACACAGUAAAUAACAAUAAAGACCACAUGACCUUAUCCAA